UCUUGUGAAGUUGAAUUUGUAUGGAUGUCGAUCCUUGGAGGCACUUCAAGAGAGUAUCGGCAAGUUGAAUUCUCUUGUGGAGUUGAAUUUGUCUGCAUGUGUAUCCUUGAAGGCACUUCCAGAUAGCAUCGGCAAUUUGAACUCUCUUGUGAAGUUGGAUUUGAGAGUUUGUAAAUCCAUGAAGGCAUUUCCAGAGAGCAUUGGCAAUUUGAACUCUCUUGUGAAGUUGAAUUUGUAUGGAUGUCGAUCCUUGGAGGCACUUCCAGAGAGUAUCGGCAAUUUGAAUUCUCUUGUGGAGUUGAAUUUGUCUGCAGCACUUCCAGAGAGCAUCGGCAAUUUGAACUCUCUUGUGGACUUGCAUUUGUAUGCAUGUCGAUCCUUGAAGGCACUUCCAGAGAGCAUCGGCAAUUUGAACUCUCUUGUGAAGUUGAAUUUGGGAGUUUGUCAAUCCUUGGAGGCACUUCCAGAGAGCAUCGGCAAUUUGAACUCUCUUGUGAAGUUGAAUUUGUAUUGAUGAGGAUCCUUGAAGGCACUUCCAGAGAGCAUCGGCAAUUUGAAUUCUUUUGUGCAGUUGAGAUUGUAUGGAUGUGGAUCCUUGAAUGCACUUCUAGAGAGCAUCGGUAAUUUGAACUCUCUUGUGAAGUUGAAUUUGAGAGAUUGUCAAUCCUUGGAGGCACUUCCAAAGAGCAUCGGCAAUUUGAACUCUCUUGUGGACUUGGAUUUGUUUAGAUGUCGAUCCUUGCAGGCACUUCCAGAGAGCAUCGGCAAUUUGAACUCUCUUGUGGAGUUGAAUUUGUAUGGAUGUCGAUCCUUGGAGGCACUUCAAGAGAGUAUCGGUAAUUUGAAUUCUCUUGUGGAGUUGAAUUUGUCUGCAUGUGUAUCCUUGAAGGCACUUCCAGAUAGCAUCGGCAAUUUGAACUCUCUUGAGGACUUCGAUUUGUAUACAUGUGGAUCCUUGAAGGCACUUCCA
Molecule: messenger RNA, 970 nt
Organism: Physcomitrium patens
Lineage: Eukaryota; Viridiplantae; Streptophyta; Bryopsida; Funariales; Funariaceae
Source: RefSeq, a predicted model, not a curated record